Messenger RNA from Gloeophyllum trabeum ATCC 11539, 1405 nucleotides. Its product is annotated as glycine cleavage system T protein. The record is from RefSeq and is a predicted model, not a curated record. Gene Ontology annotation, biological process: glycine catabolic process. Gene Ontology annotation, molecular function: aminomethyltransferase activity; protein binding. Lineage: Eukaryota; Fungi; Basidiomycota; Agaricomycetes; Gloeophyllales; Gloeophyllaceae. Bases 47 to 1285 code for a protein of 412 amino acids. The transcript is spliced from 9 exons. Gene Ontology annotation, cellular component: mitochondrion.
CGUACACGUUCCGGGAACGGUCCUAACGACCGUCUUUGUAUCUGAAAUGAUAGCUUUACGGACGCUGCGAACGAGGAGCGGACUCGGUUUCCGCGCAAGCAGCCUAAGAUGUACGCAGUUCACUGCGAAGAGAGGAUAUGCAGCUGCAGCGGGUGAGCUUAAGAAGACGGGAUUAUAUGAAUUCCAUGUCAAACGUGGUGCGAAGAUGGUGCCCUUCGCCGGUUAUUCCAUGCCUCUGCAGUAUGGGGAUGUUGGCCAAGUGGCCGCUCACAAUCAUGUUCGAUCAAGUGUCGGACUAUUCGAUGUAGGACAUAUGGUGCAAAGCAUUUUCCGAGGCGCAACCGUGACCCAGUUCCUUGAAUGGCUAACCCCUUCCUCACUCUCGUCGCUGGCUCCAUAUUCGUCGACCCUCUCCGUCCUCCUAAACGAUAGGGGUGGAAUCAUAGACGAUACUGUCAUCACUAAACAUGCCGAAGAUUCGUUCUACGUUGUUACGAAUGCAGGCAGACGUGACCGAGAUUUGGCGUGGUUCAACGAGAAGCUCGAGGAAUGGAACUCCAGCGAAAGAAGCGCGUCCGGGAAGGUCGAGCUGGAGGUCUUGGAAGAUUGGGGCUUGCUCGCUUUGCAAGGCCCUGAGGCUGCAGAGUAUCUCCAGUCGCUCACUUCGUUCGACUUGAAAGGCUUAACGUUUGGUCGAUCCGCAUUCCUCCCAAUCGAGGGAUUUAACCUGCACGUAGCACGUGGGGGGUACACCGGUGAAGAUGGAUUUGAGAUCUCUGUCCCACCAAAGCAUACCGAAGAAGUAGCACAGUUGCUCGCUCGGCACCCUGUCCAGCUUACGGGUUUGGGUGCACGAGAUAGUCUUCGUUUGGAAGCCGGCAUGUGUCUUUACGGCCAAGACCUCGACGAGGACACUACCCCCGUUGAGGCUGGUCUUACGUGGGUUAUCGGGAAGGACAGGAGGGACUCGGCAGACUUCAUCGGCUUCGAGGGUGUCAAGAAACAUCUAAAAGAUGGUCCCCCAAGAAGACGGGUUGGUUUGAUUGUAGAAGGAGCUCCCGCCAGACAGGGUGCAACAAUUUACAAACCCGGUACUAAAGAGCCUCUCGGCUCUGUCACUUCGGGCAUACCUUCACCGACGCUGAUGAAGAAUAUUGCUAUGGGCUACGUGCAGAGCGGUUGGCAUAAGAAAGGGACAGAGCUGGAGGUCGAGGUCCGCAAGCAGAUGCGAAAAGCGGUCGUCACACCCAUGCCCUUCGUCAGGACGAACUACUACAGAGGAUAGGUGUUUCCGAGUGACGGCAUGGGCUCAACUUCCAUGUAAGGUCUGCACCAGUACAUUAUGUGAGACGUGAUAAUACUGCAAAGCAGAUACGAACGCGAGGAUAGUCGUGGCCAUUCAGCG